Molecule: messenger RNA, 1758 nt
Organism: Nematostella vectensis (starlet sea anemone)
Lineage: Eukaryota; Metazoa; Cnidaria; Anthozoa; Actiniaria; Edwardsiidae
Exons: 3
Coding region: 492-932 (146 amino acids)
Source: RefSeq, a predicted model, not a curated record
UUCUCGUUUAAAUUCUCCAGGCGAAGAGUCUGGAGAGGUCAAAGGAGAAGAAGUUCUCGAUGCCACGCCUGCUCUACCACCAGCAAGCGACCAAUAACUAUGAGGCUUCCCUCUCAGGCGGCUACUGCAGAAGACAAUAGGAGGCUUGGUGCCCAAGUGCUCAGAGUGGUUCUUCCUGCAAAAGGAAAUGGGGAUUUGCCCGCGACCCCCGGGCAAAUCCCGAUUUGCUUUUGCGAAGAAGAAGGCAAAGGGUAUGUCUUGAUGUCUGACAACCAUCUUGGGAACCGACCAUUUAAUAUCUGAAGGCCACAGACGCCAAGUCUACUCUCCCAGACAUCAGAGAUACUAAGGACAAAACUUUCGUGAACCAGCGUAGGGCGGACCUACCCAAUGUCCGUGAUCUUUACAAGAACAAGAAAGUGGUUCCUGUAGCAGGCGAGGGCGCUAGUGCGACCACACCCAUCACCGGGUCGCACCAGGCUUUGACCGCCAUGCAAAGCGAAGAGGAGCCUGGGGCUUCUAUGGGGCACAAGACAGAACGCAAGAAAGCCAAAGAGCUGAAGCCAAUGAAGAAAGCGGGGUUAACCCCCCUUAGACCCCCACCCCACCUGAACACCAUGGAGGACGAUGAUGGUCACAAGGCUCGGAUGAACAAGCUGAAGAGAGCUCGUAUUCGCCUUGCCAAGAACAGGGUCAACCCUGAGGUGAGCAAGCCUUUUCUGAAGUCACUACCAGAUGCAACUCCAGGGGCGGUUUGGUGCGAAAACUACGCGGUUCUACCUCCAAUUGAAUCCGCUCCACCCAUAACGGGAUUAUACUCCCGCCAUCUCCAGCCCACCCCUCCUCAGGCCAACACUCACCGGGGUAUCCUCGGGUACAAGACAAGUAUCACACACGACCUAGUGAUAAAAGACGUGGAGACCGAUGAGUAGGGGUCAUGGGGUUCAAUAUGCGAGAUACACCCUGCGUGCUCCACUCAAACCCAGUUUCGGUAUGAAACUCCCGUCCUAUGCAGAUCACGCACCAACUGGUGACUUCGCCACUCGUGCUGUGACAUGGUGGGUUGUCCCGUUAGACACAUCAAGGCGGUGCGGUCUCCGCGACAAAUUGAGGUGAGACGGCCAUGACCAGUGAUAAUCUCCUCUCUCUAUCGGAUUCAUGGAGGUGUUAUUUGCUCGGGGGAAAACGCUAUCUGUGGCAGUAUAAGGCGGGUGCUCACUUGCCACAGUACAAGGCGUGCGAGGAGCUCAUAUUAAUCGUACGGCACGUAGUCAUCCCCGUUGAUCUUGAGCGCCCCGUCUUGUACCAUCGAGGCGAGUUUCUCUGUUGAUCGUACGGCACGUAGUCAUCCCCGUUGAUCACGAGGGCUUCGCAUUAUUCUGUCGCAGGGAGCGUUUUAUCAUCUAGCAAAUAAUGCCAGUGAGCCUGAUGGAAAAGGUCUUUAAUCGCUGGCCAUAAGUGCCUCAUCUCCUUCUGUCAGCGAACCCAACGCCUUGAUGUGUGUUAUGGAGACAACCACCAUUUUACCACACGUAUAGCCAGGUCACAAGUAGAGCGCGUGUCCUUUGUUUGGCGGAGCAAGUAGAGCCACAGACUGGGUCCCGAUUGAGCUUUAUAUUUGUCUAUCGUAGUUUUUCUUUUUUCGUUACCUUCAUAUAACUAACUUUACUUCUCUGUCUUCUGUAAAUCUGAUAAAUUAAAAACAUACUCAAACUGAAUUUUGUAAAUAAAAGCAGCUGAAUUCUCUCAUCUAAGACA